CUGUGCCUCUUGCGAAAUCAGGUGAAACAGUUGGAAUUUUCGCGUGGCUCAGGAAUUGAUGCAGCUUGCAGACGAAGCACAAGGAAGGCUUCGUUGUGGUAUCGUUCAUGCAGAUGGUUCCCAGUUGAAUCUCGUGGGGAUAAUUGGGGGAAUUGAUGGUUGUUGCUAUCAGACACCAUGGCUUCUUCCUCGUUCAUGUCUAUUGCGUGCCACUGGAAGCGGGUUUCCCGUGUUCUUCGCCUGAAAGAGGAGAAUUCCAGCUCUAGUUUCCAGUCAGAAUUUGGCCAAAUUUCAUCCGGUACCCUGCCGCGAAAGAGUUCAUGGAGUGGAAACACAAGUAUGCUGCGAAAGGACGUUGGGUCAAUUAGGGUUGCCAGGGCAAGAUCGAGGUUGCAGUUGGUUGAAGCCGCAUUGGCUUCUGGAAUCGAGAGCAGUGGUGAUGCCUCGACUUCCAGCCUCGAUCACGAGCUUCUUCAGGUGCGAGGUGUCAAGUACAGGCCACCGGGUACUGCAAUUGAUUUGCUUAAUGAUGUCUCUCUUUCUCUCUCAGAGAAAAGCCUUGGACUGGUGUAUGGUCGCAGUGGCAGCGGGAAAACAACUCUUUUGCAGGUUUUAGCAGGCUUGGCAACACCUACGGAAGGUUCAAUCAUCCUUGGCAAAGACAGCACAGAAAAGUCGUUGUCAUCAAAAGUCGGGAUCGUUUUUCAGUUUCCUGAACGGUACUUUGUAGCAGACACGGUCUUAGAAGAGCUUACUUUUGGGUGGCCCAGAAGAAUGGAAGAUAUGCUUAUGAGACAGCAGCUUGCAAUGAGGUUACAAGCAGCUGUAUUUGCGGUUGGAAUGGCUGACAUCCCCUUCGACACCAACCCGCGGGCUCUGAGUGGAGGGUACAAGCGGCGCUUGGCAUUAGCUGUGCAACUGGUUUUGCAUACUGAAGUGUCGUGGGUAAUUACCAUCUUGUAUCAGGUUCGAAUGCCUGAUCUGCUUCUUUUGGACGAACCACUCGCUGGUCUAGAUUGGAAAGCUCGUGCAGACGUGGUGAAGUUGUUGUGGGGACUCAAAAAGGAGUGCACCAUUAUUAUCGUUAGCCAUGAUCUCAAGGAAUUGACGCCAUUGGUAGACCGUGCUUGGCAUAUGGAAAUGGGUGGUGUCCUGAAAGAGAAGCCUUGGCCUCCUGGUCUGUCGACUGAUUGAAUCAUCAUGCAUGUAAUCACGGCAGAAAUCUCAAAUUCAAAGAGGCUUCUCAGGUUCAGUUCAUGGUUUGUAUGACAGUGUACAGCAUGAGCACCAUUGCACUGUUUCCUGAAUUCAGCAUACGUUCUGGUGCUAAAGAAGUGAUGUGGAGACAAACGAAUUAAUUAGUUGUAUUUUUUUUUUUUCACCCAGGAAUUUACAUGUUCAGGAUAACAGUGUGGUUAGCUUGGAAAUGGCUUGUAUGGCAAUACACUCUCAACUGGAGCAUUUAUUGCUUUUUGUUCGGUUAUUUCUGAAAUUUCUAAGCCAAUCUAAGAGAGGAGCUGAGUUUUCUUACA
Molecule: messenger RNA, 1532 nt
Organism: Physcomitrium patens
Lineage: Eukaryota; Viridiplantae; Streptophyta; Bryopsida; Funariales; Funariaceae
Product: ABC transporter I family member 11, chloroplastic
Biological process (GO): transmembrane transport
Cellular component (GO): chloroplast envelope; membrane
Molecular function (GO): ATPase-coupled transmembrane transporter activity; ATP binding; ATP hydrolysis activity
Source: RefSeq, a predicted model, not a curated record